Molecule: messenger RNA, 9942 nt
Organism: Syngnathoides biaculeatus (alligator pipefish)
Lineage: Eukaryota; Metazoa; Chordata; Actinopteri; Syngnathiformes; Syngnathidae
Gene: col7a1l
Product: collagen type VII alpha 1-like
Exons: 103
Coding region: 1468-9789 (2773 amino acids)
Molecular function (GO): serine-type endopeptidase inhibitor activity; protein binding
Source: RefSeq, a predicted model, not a curated record
GGAAAAAGCUCAGAGAAUAUCACAGAUGGAUUAGUUGCAUACUAAGGACUCUUUGACCAAAUGGUGUAGAAAUAAGACGUUAAUGCAGUUAUGUGAACGGCCGGGACCCAUGUUUGCAAAUAUUUUGCGUGCGUCAUACAUUUUCUCGGCGUCUUUCCAGCUGAGCUCAGGCCCCCCUUUUCUUUUGAACCCCAUUGUGGAGCCUUUGGAGUCUCCGCCGUGGUUGCUUUCAACGACGUUAUACGAUGCCGAGGCGCUUUCUCUCGCUGCGUGCUUCCUUUUUUUAAAAGCCUCGUCAACACGACGGCAGGGGAGAGGCUUCGCUUGCGAGCCAAAAAUGGACCCUGGAAAUAUUCUGCGAAAGGCCGAUAAUGUGUUACAGGUGCGGCCGGGCGGCUCGCCCUCCUCGUGUGUUUUAGUACUGAGCAAAUACUCGCGCCGUGGAUGUUCCACCCGUACUUGACGGCGGCGGCUGCAUUAACUUUGCUGCAUGAUGUGGCGCAAUGCUCAGUCGCCAUGGCAACAGCUCUGCCUCCCCGGCGGACGUGUAGCUCCUCGCCGCGUCCGCCCUGCGGACACGUUCGUUCGCCGCCAGAUUCAUUGGCUGUCGACUGGCUGGAAACAAAAAAAAAAAAAAAAGUUUCUGUUUUAAUUAGUUUGGUGCAGUGCGUGCAUUGUCGCCGCGUCAUCCAUCUAUCUGUGUCGCCGCCACCCUCUCCUCUGCGCUGCCUCGUCUCUAUCGCCGCCUCCACGCGCCCCGCUGGCUCUCCGGUGUAAUUAAAACCAGCCAGUGCGGAUAAUAGAAGCGUAAUGGUGUGUAAUUGUGAUAAUCAAUACACAAGAAAGUCAGCGUUUAUAAAUUUAGCGCGGAGGAGUUGCCGCUCCGUCCCUAUCUCCCACGCCUCAUGAAGCUCGAGUGACCUUGGAGGGGACUUUUCAGUCAUUAAAUCACUUUUAAGCAAUAGUUAGCCUGCGCACACUGUUGUGGAAUUUAGCUUAGCAUUUGCACUCUCCAAGGACAAAAGUCCUGCCGCCAGAGUGCUGCAGACGGCGUUGAUGUAUCCUUUGCAUAUCCUUUUUUUAUGGCGGUGGUUGAAAUAGUGAUGCAGCGAGUAUUAACCCCUUCCACCCCCUCAGCUUGUAUCCGCAGGGCUUCGGCGCAGGUGGGCCGACGCCACCCCCGCGAUGUCCUCGGGCGGGGGAUCGCCAGCUUGGCCGAGCAGGCGGACAACCCUCGAGGAGCAAAAUGGUGGCGUAAUAUUUUGGCCCCCCGCACCCCCGCCCUCCCUGUUUGUAAGUCACCUGGAUAAUUCUGAUCAACUUGAGCCGAGCGAUAAGAGAAAAGAGGAGCUGGAAUUGAUGAUCCCGGAGCGCCGUCCUGGAAGGGGAUUUGUGAGGCGAGUCGGCAGCGGGAGGAGGAGCGGCUAAUCGCCGCGGGCCCAGCGGGACCGCGACCGGGAAAAGCCGAUGAUGGGUCGCUCUUCCGUUUGCGUCCUUCUCCUGUCGCUUUGCCUCGCAUGGCCGAGCGUCGCGGCGCGAGCUGAAGCGUGCAGGACGGUGGCGCAGGCAGACGUCGUCUUCCUGGUGGAUGCGUCGCGGAGCGUGGGCGCCAGCGGCUUCUCCGCGGUGAAAGACUUCAUCUCGGCGAUGAUCUCCGCCUUCCAGGACGGCCCCGCGGUAUCCGAGGGCGUCCGCUUCGGAGUCACCGUCUUCGGGAACGUCCCCAGGAUGCGCAUCGCUUUGACCGACUACGGCUCCCCGGAGGAGGUGCUCGGAGCCGUCAGGGUCCUUCCCUACGAGGGCGGAGCCAGGAAGACGGGCGCCGCCCUCCAGUUUCUCGUGGACCAGGUUUUCAGCGCCGCGAUCAGCCGAGACCUCGCACCCAAGGUGGCCAUUUUAAUAACAAACGGACCAUCGGACGACCCGCUUGACGCCGCGGCCAAAGAAGUCGCCGACAACGGGAUUUCGCUCUAUGCGGUCGGCGUGAGGGGGGCCGACGAGGCCGAGCUGAGGAUGACGGUGUCCCAUCCGUACGAGGAGCACCUCUUGAUGGGCGCCGACUUCCCCCUGCUGGAGGCGGCCCUCCCCAAAUUGUCCCGUCGCGUGUGUUUCACCGCCUCCGAACCGCCGCGGCCCGUCAAAAAGCUGCAGCCCGUCAUCGAGCCCAUCACGGGUCCCAAAGACCUGCAGGUGAGCGAGCUGGCCUACGGCUCCCUCAGGCUGACGUGGACGGCGGCCACGGGGGACGUCGCGGGCUACCGACUCCUGGUCGUCCCUCUGGCUGGCUCCGUGGGACGACCCGUUCACCCGCAGCAGAGACAGAUUGACCUCAAAGCGGACGUGACAACGGUCGUGGUGGCAGAGCUGGACCCCAAAACAUCGUAUUCCCUGACUGUGUACGCCGUCUAUCCCAGUCUCAUCGGAGAGUCCGUGACCACCACUGCCCAGACGACGCCGCUUCCUCAAGUGUUAAAUUUCCGAGUUAUCGAAGAGGGUCUUUUCUCCUUACGUCUGGGCUGGACGCCCCCGCUGAAGAAGCUGGACGGCUUCAAGAUCGUCAUCCCGAGAUCCAACCGACCGGGCUCGGCGUACGAGCAGCUGCUGCCGGGAGACGUCUCCUCUCACGUCAUCGACAGCCUGGAGGAGGACAAAACCUACAGCGUCAGUAUUUAUGCGCUGUACCCGCAGGGGCCCAGUGAACCCGUUUCCAUUGAGGGAAGGACAUUAAAGCUGGUCGCAAUUGAAGAGCUGCUGGUCCAAAAUGCAACCACCGACACCGUGCAGGUCAAGUGGACUCCAGUGAAAGGCGCGACGGGAUUUCGUCUCACGUGGGCGUCGCCGGACGGCCACAUCGAGAACAUCAACCUGAGGGAUGCCUUCGACUUCUACAUGAUCCAGGGCCUCCACGCGGGUGCCGAGUACACCGUCGCCAUGAACCCCGUCUUUGGAGACGUAGAGGGGCCUGUCACAUCCGCCAAAGUCAACACAUUGGAAAGCAGCGCGGUGCAAACCCUGAAGGUGUCGGCUGUGAGCACCAACAGCGCCGUCAUCACGUGGAACAGCGUGUCGGGGGCCACGGGGUACCGGCUGGCCUGGGGACCCACGGCAGAAUUUGCGGGACGGGAUCGCCCCAGGCAGUUGGCGCUGAACGGCAGCACCACCGAGUACCAGCUGAAGAACGUCGCUCACGACACGGAGUACGCGCUGACGCUCUACGUGCUCUUUGGAUCGGUGGUCGGGCCCGGAAUCACCGCCACCUUCCGAACGUCUCCUUUAGGUUACGUCUCCAGCUUUGAGGUGACGUCCUACACCGACGCCUCCAUCGAUGUGCGGUGGAGCCCAAUCGUCGGCGCCACUGAGUACAAACUCACCUGGAACGCUGGUAAUUUUCACGUUUCCUCUCCUGUUCCUGCCCGGGUUUUGUCACGCAUGUGGCCCUCGACGUCCGCAGACCACGGCAGCCCCCAGUCGCGCUACUUGGACCGCAGCGUUCUCGUCUAUCGGAUCGCCGACCUGAAGCCGCGGUCCGCCUACACGAUCACAGUCCGUGCGCUAUACGGCAACACGGAGGGACCAGAAAUCUCCUUAACUCAAGUCACAGCCGCUGCCUCGGACUCCGACGCAUCUCAGCUGGUGAGGGAAGUCAAGAUUGUGGACACCGGCGUCAACUCUGUCACUCUCUCCUGGAAACAAACGCCUGCUGCAACCGGGUACAAGAUCUCCUGGAUCCACUUCAAGGGGGGAGAAGAAAAGUCCCAUGUGGUACCGGCUGGUGUGACAACAUUCACUAUCAAGAACCUACUCGAGGGCUCGGCCUACAAGGUCCAGGUGUCCCCCAUGGCGGGCAGCCGGGAGGGAAGUUCUGUCCUGGUCACUGCACGAACAACGGACCUCCCAAAAGUGACGGGAUUCACGGCUCGGAACACCACGGACAGCAGCACUGUUCUGAGCUGGAACCGAAUGGCGGGUGCCUCCGGGUACCUUCUCAGCUGGCGCCACAUCUCAGUGUUUGAGACUAAAAAAGAGCAGCUGGGCCACACUUUCACCUCCUUUAAAGUCGGCGAUCUCCUGUACGGCAGAACUUAUAUUUUCUCCAUUCGGCCUUUGUACGGGGAAGUGGAAGGCCCCAUCAGCACCGUUUACCAGAGGAUCGCGGCGCCGCAACCUGCGAGGCCUCAGCCGGCAACCGCCGCGCCUCACACCACAGUUGGCGGCACCGCCACCCUUCGGACGCCCACGGGAAGCACCAAACGCCCCGUUGUCGUUCCGCCGAAUGACACCGGCGAGGAGACCCCGAGUCAUCCCGUCGUCGCCUCGCCCCAGUUGACCACACCCAGCGGAGUGACGACAGCUCCGUCACGAGCAGAUUGCAGCCAGAGCAGAGUGGACGUUGUGUUCCUGGUGGACGAGUCGUCCAGCGUGGGCGCCAACAACUUCGAAAAGAUGAAGGACUUCAUAUUUCGGGUGGUCGCCCACUUCCCGGUCAUCGGGCCCGAGGGCGCACAAAUUGCCGUCGUCCAUUUCAGCGACGAGCCUCGAAUUGAAUUCCAACUCAACGAUCACAAAGAGCGGAACGCCGUCCUGACGGCGCUGAGGGGCCUGCGCUACGGAGGGGGCAACACCAAGACCGGAAAGGGCCUCAGCUACGUCCUGCGGGAAACCUUCCAGGAGUCUGUGGGGAUGAGGCAGGACGUGGCCCAUGUUCUGGUGCUGAUAACAGACGGCAGGGCUCAUGACGAUGUGGAGCCACCGUCCAGGAUCGCGCGCGCUCUAGGCGUCAGCGUCCUGGCGGUGGGCGUCGCCAACGCCGACCUGCAGGAGUUGAGUCGGAUCGCGGCCCCCGCCAGGUACAAAAACGUCUUCUACUCGCCGACCUUCGACGACUUUGCGUCCGUCGAGAGAGAGUUCGUCGCGAGCGUGUGCGGCGAGGAGCUCCUCUCCGAGUUCAAGCUGCGCGAUUAUGAACAUGAGGAGUUGACUCAGAUGGACACGCCGACUGACGACCCGAAGGAGGCGGCGGAACCUCAGCCCCCCUGCCGAUGCGUCAAGGGACAGAAAGGAGACAGGGGCCACGGUUCGGACGGAGGGCUGCGAUUCCGACAAACUCCCGGACAGUACGAUCCCUUCACUUCUUCCAAAGGAGAGAAGGGCGAAAAGGGACCUCCCGGAACAGACGGUGUUCCCGGACUGCCCGGCCGCCCCGGGAGAACGGGACCGCCGGGUUCCGCUGGCCAGCGGGGCGUGCCAGGCGUGGCGGGCGAAACGGGUCCUCAAGGCGUUCCCGGUCCCAAAGGCCAGCGAGGGGAGAGAGGAGAACCCGGUUAUGUGAUAGCAGCCCCGGAUGCGAACGUCAUCCCCGGGAAAAAAGGAGAACCGGGAUCCUUGGGGCCUCCUGGAGAUGUCGGGGUCCCGGGUCUGCCCGGCCCACCGGGACCACCGGGAAUCUCGGUCAAGGGCGAUCGCGGAGAGCCUGGAGAAAAAGGCUUACGUGGGAAGCCGGGGUCGAAGGGGGACACCGGAGCAGAUGGGAGUAUUGGAAUCGCAGGCCUGCCUGGACCAAUCGGCGUACCCGGCGUCAAAGGAGAGAAGGGUGAAAGCGGACUGGGCUUCCACGGCACUCAAGGACUUCGCGGAGAGCCGGGAGAGAAGGGAAACGUGGGCGUAGCGGGACCGGUCGGCCCGAAGGGUGAACUUGGAGAACAAGGCGCCCAAGGAGCCAUCGGGCCUCGGGGGAAAAAGGGAUUCAAAGGCGAGCAAGGGGACAAGGGGCAACAAGGAGAAAGGGGACCCGCCGGGCCACAAGGACCAACGGGACCGACGGGACCAAUCGGCUUAAAGGGAGACGAAGGUCCGAGAGGAGCCCCCGGAGACGCUGCCAAGGGUGUUAUCGGUCCGGCAGGCAAAAAGGGCGUCCGGGGAGACGGCGGUCCGACCGGUCCCGCCGGCCCUCCCGGGACGAAGGGCGUGCGAGGAGACAAAGGAGAAAAGGGAAGUCCGGGUUUUGGGAUUCCGGGACAGGGGGGACCAAAGGGAGAAAACGGCGAGCGGGGAAAUGUCGGUUUAUCCGGAAAACCGGGACCAAGGGGCCAGGACGGCACCAAAGGCGACAAGGGCGACGCGGGCUCACCCGGAAAUCCUGGAGAAGCGGGAUUAAGAGGUAAAGAUCACGUCUCUGUCUUCCUUCUUCAACUGCAACGUGACGAGUGUCGACCUCGUGUGCAGGGCGAAGUCGGGCCGAAAGGAGAACCAGGGCUCAAGGGGGAGCCAGGCUCGCAGGGAGCAUCUGGCCAGCAAGGGAUACGGGGCCCGCUAGGACUGCCGGGCCAACCCGGGGAGAAAGGAGAUCUCGGGACCAGUGGCCUGACUGGGCGUGACGGAGAAAAAGGCGACAAAGGCGAACCGGGAAAACCUGGACCUCCGGGAACGCAAGCAGCAGGAGACAAUAUCUUCACCAGAGUGAUCAAGGGCGAGCCCGGUGAGCCGGGUUCAAGAGGAGAAAGCGGCCUUCCCGGACCGAGAGGUCCUGAGGGUAAACCCGGACUACCAGGAUCCUCUCCGCCUGGUUCCGGAGAAAACGGGCUCAACUGUACGCCAGGAGAACCCGGCCUAAAGUCAUUUGUGUUGGAGGUGCAGGGGGAGCAGGGACCAAAGGGAGAGGCUGGCUCAAAAGGCGAGAGAGGCGAGCAAGGUCGGAUGGGGAUCGCCGGCAUGCCGGGAUUGCCGGGGGCGCCGGGGCGGGCCGGCGUCGACGGCAAGCGUGGACUCGCGGGCAAAGACGGAGACGGAGGACAAAAAGGCGAAGAAGGCCAAAAGGGAGAGAAAGGAGACACGGGGGCAAACGGUAAAGAUGGCAGCAAGGGAGAAGCGGGACCUCCGGGUUUGCCCGGCAAGCAGGUCCUCGUCACCGCGGAGGGCGCCACCAUCGACGAAAUCCGCCGAGCCUUCCCCGUGCCCAUGGGACCUCCAGGAGCGACUGGCUCUCCGGGAAUGAAGGGAGACAAAGGAGACGUUGGCGUGAAAGGGGAAAAGGGUGACGCUGGAGCCGCUGGGAAAUCACUGCAGAUGAAGGACAUCGAAGCCAUGUUUGAAACUUACGGCAUCAAGCUGCCCCUGUUGAAGGUUUUGAUCGACAGGCUGCUGCAGGGCGGCAUCGAGGAACUCCUUCACGUGCUCGCGGGCGCCAAGAAAAUCCCGCAAAACGCAGACUCGGGAAAUGAAGGCACACGAACGUCCAACGCCAUAACCCAAUACACGAGCGCGCUCAAGCUCGAAGUGGCCCCUCAGCCGCGAGCGGACGCCACCGAGGAUUUGGAGUUGGAUCGACCGACCCGGCCCGACUUUUGGAAUGAAACUACAGAGGGUCCAACGUUACGGACACCGCAGGAAAAGAAGCUUGAGGGGACGUCCAAGGAGAAGAAAGUCAAUGGAACAACGUUGGACGGAACCAAUACGACUCAAGUCAGCAACCUGACUCAAAUCAGCAAUCUGACUCGAAUCGACUCAGCUGUUAGUUCCACUUCAAACCAGACAAUUUACGCCCGUCCGGGCGACGUCGUCCGGCCGGCCGCGCUUUCUCAAGGGAGGAAAAGCGCAGGACAAAAGAAGCACAACAGGGAACGCGGGAAGGGCAGAGGAAAUAAAGGCCGGCACGCCAGGGAGACGCAUCGGCUGACGAGCGAGCGGCCAGAGGAGGAGGAUGAUGAGGAGCAGCACGAGGAGACCCGAGAUCACCAGCGAGAGGUACCUCCAGUCGGUAGCGAGUGGAACCGGCCCGACUCAAAGAGGGGGGACGCCGGAGGGGGACUCCGGCGACGGGUCCAGAGGGCGUCGUCGAGUGCACAAGGAGAGGGUGACGACGACGACGACGAUGAUGAUGGGGAGUGGAGUGGCGACUGGGAGUUGAGGAGGAGGAGGGCUGAAAUGGAGAGAGCGGGCGAGGAAGGAGAUGGCCGCCGUCACCCGUGCGCCCAUGCUGACCUUUUGCCCCUCAAGGGACAACCAGGAGAGGAUGGAAGGCGGGGGCCCAAGGGGGACGUCGGAGAGAAAGGACAAAAGGGAGAGCCGGGCACCGGCCACCGAGGGCCCGAGGGUCAAGCCGGGCCGCCCGGCAACAAGGGCGAACCGGGAGAGGCGGGGCCGCCGGGCGCGCAGGGAAUCCAAGGAAUCCACGGGAGCCCGGGCGCGGGGGGGUCCCCGGGCGUCAGGGGACCCCGGGGGGACCCCGGCCGGCCCGGCCGAGAGGGCGACCGAGGGAAAAGGGGCAAAAAUGGAACACCGGGAGGUGCGGGACCCCCGGGGGCGCCGGGACCUGACGGAUCGCCCGGCGGGCCCGGACCAAAAGGCCAAAAGGGUGAGAGCGUCCCGGGAGAGCCGGGCCCUCGGGGGUUGAACGGGUUCCCUGGAAAAACGGGCGAGAAAGGGGCCCCGGGUGCGGCGGGAAGCCCGGGACUUGCCGGCUCCAAAGGUUUACGUGGCUAUAAAGGCGCAAAGGGUGAACGUGGGUUGCAAGGACUCCGAGGAGAACGGGGGAGUGACCUUCAAAUUCACGGGCCUCGUGGAUUUAAGGGCGCCAAAGGCGACGCGGGUGAGCGAGGCUCUCCCGGAUUUGAAGGCGAUAAAGGGGAGAAGGGCGAAGACGGCCCACCUGGUGUUAAGGGCGUCAAGGGUGAUGCGGGUACCAAAGGCGCCUUGGGACGCUUUGGCAUUCGAGGACCGGGCGGUCAGAAGGGAGAUCCGGGCGAACCGGGCGACCUUGGAGUCAUGGGUCAUCCCGGAAGUGACGGGGUGAACGGCACCAAGGGCGACAAAGGAGACCUGGGACUGCAAGGCCAGAAGGGCAGUCAGGGGGAUUCGGGAGGGACGGGCUCGCCGGGGGAGAAGGGAGCCAAGGGAGAGAAGGGCUUCCGGGGCACUCCGGGACGCUUUGGCAGUCCCGGGCUCGACGGCGAAAAGGGGGACGGCGGCUCACCCGGCGCCCUCGGCGUACCGGGCUUGAACGGACUCACCGGACGGAAAGGCGACAAAGGCAACUCCGGCGUGAACGGCAUCGACGGUGACUCGGGAGGAAAAGGGGAAAAGGGUGCAGCCGGUUUCCCAGGCUUCCCCGGAUUCAAGGGGUCAGCGGGAAGAGCUGGAAAGGAUGGAGGCCGAGGACCGCCUGGGGGCCCGGGAUCCCGGGGCGACCCAGGAGCCAAGGGCGAGCGAGGCCGGAGAGGAAAAGCGCCGCCGUGUCAACGAGGGGCGCCCGGGACCCCCGGACUCAGAGGCCAGACUGGUGCGUUGGGAAUCGGAGGAGCCAAAGGCGACAAGGGGGAGCCCGGCCUCUCGGCUCAUGAAGUGAAGGAGCUCGUCGCCCGGGAGGUGAACGACAAGUGCGGCGUGGCGUACAAGUUGACGGUGAGGUCGGCGGAUCCCGACGGGCCGCCCGCGCCCGCUGACAUCGACGAGGAAGACUACUACGGCGGCGACGCGGAAGAAAAGACGAAGACGCGGGGAGGGUUCCCGCCGAACGCCACUGAUGCCGCGGAGACGCUCCAGAGAGAAAAAAGACGAGUUUUUGGAACGAGCUCCCCUGGAUCCGAGGCAUGCCUGGAGCCCGUGUCGGAGGGCGGGUGCUCCGACUACGCCCUCUUGUGGUACUUCCACGCCGCGGCGGGCGAGUGCCGUCCCUUCGUGUACGGCGGCUGCGGCGGCAACCGCAACCGCUUCCCGUCGCGGCGAGAGUGCCGCAGUCGUUGCGUGAUGGCCGGGAGACGCCGCCAAGAAGAUGACGACGGCGCCUGGACAUGACGCAAUUUUGUGGACCCAUCCCGCGUUCCUGAUGGGCGGAGUGGGGGUCGGUGGGGGCUUAUGACGUGGGCCCCCGCCCGCUUUGAUUCUGAUUCGCUCGUCACGCUAAGGAGAGGAGAUGCGUCACUCUUCAGGCUUUCUGUUGUUUUACAU